AUGCAAACCAUAUGCGUGGUUGCUUAUCAAGCUAGCGGAAUGAACCCUCAGCCCCAAGAUCUGCGGCGCGAUACCUUUUUUUUUUGUCGCCUAGUACAGGGUACCAGUUGCAGAUCCAAACGGAAACAUGAGCCAGCGACCAAGCAGCACCUCUUGGUGCAUGGGAUUUGCUGGACCGUCGGCAGUCUGGUUUUCAAUGUGGCAUCGCAGCCAAAACGCCACCUAUGGAGUAUGUUGAUAGAAAGCCUAGUGUUUGGUUCCAAAACCCGGCUCCAAUAUUCCGUCACCACACUCCCAACUUCGCAGGAUGGCCGAGAGGACGUUGGUGCAUAUCCUUAUUCCUGUUCCCCCGGAUGGACAAUAGCGAAGAAGAAGGGUCUGAGUUCAGCAAUCGGGACCCCUCCCAUGACGCCAUAUCAUGACCAUGCCUGUGCUGAAAGGGUCUGCGUGUGGGGUCUAGUGAAUACUUUGAAGCAACAUUUGAACUUUUGGGAAAGGGCCGCGGCGCUACGAGAAUUGUGA
Pochonia chlamydosporia 170 is the source of this 522-nucleotide messenger RNA. RefSeq lists its product as hypothetical. The record is from RefSeq and is a predicted model, not a curated record. The coding region runs from base 1 to 522 and encodes 173 amino acids. Lineage: Eukaryota; Fungi; Ascomycota; Sordariomycetes; Hypocreales; Clavicipitaceae. The transcript has 2 exons.